Molecule: messenger RNA, 1252 nt
Organism: Agrilus planipennis (emerald ash borer)
Lineage: Eukaryota; Metazoa; Arthropoda; Insecta; Coleoptera; Buprestidae
Product: facilitated trehalose transporter Tret1-like
Exons: 1
Coding region: 284-1048 (254 amino acids)
Biological process (GO): transmembrane transport
Cellular component (GO): membrane
Molecular function (GO): transmembrane transporter activity
Source: RefSeq, a predicted model, not a curated record
CGAAGAUAAGUCAUACUGGCAGAUAAGCAAACGGGGAUUUUUAACAUUUUCUAUUUUGACCCAAACCCCCACCCUUCUCCCUCAACAUUGAUAAAUCCCAACCCGCCACUGUCAAAAAUUCUAAUUUCCAAUCUCAGAAAUUGCAAGUUGCUUGAAAACGUGGGACUUUUGAUAAAUACUUAUUCAAUUAUCUGAAUGACCCGCAAGUUUUCCAUAUGCAAUUAAAAGGUUAUGUAGCACUUCCGGGAUCGCCUGUAUUGAAUACCAUCAAGAAUUUAUUUUCAUGUUCACGAUGUAUAAAAUAUUUUUCAGGUGGAAGAAAGACGUAGAUGAAGAAUUCAUAAAACUAGAGAGUGACGUUAAACGUCAAAUAUCUGAGAAAGGUACUCUAAGAGAUUUAUUUGUGAAAUCUGUGAAUAGAAGGGCACUCAUAGUAGGAUGUGGUCUGAGAGCUGCCCAGCAAUUUUCCGGUAUGCCUGCUUUUGGAGUCUACACCCAAUACAUGUUCGAGCAAAGCGGAAGCGUUUUCUCAAAAAGCACAUCGUCUAUUAUUUAUACUGGAGCUUUACUGUUGAUAAUGUCUUCAAACAUGUUUUUAAUGGAUCGAUAUGGAAGAAGGCUUUCCAUGAUGUUAUCGUCUAUUGGUUGCGGCUUGACAUUACUAGUUCUCGCCGCGUUUUGUUACGUGGCAGACAAUGAACUAGUCGAUGUUUCCAGCGUGAGAUGGAUACCGCUACUCGGUAUGGUAAUAUGGCUACUAUUUGCCGGAAGCGGUCUGGGACUCGUCCCAAUUCUGAUGCUGGGAGAACUGUUCUCCGCAAGUGUCAAAGGAAAAGCUAUCAACGUCGUGUGUAUAUUUUUCGCCGCAUCGUUUUUGACAUCGACAAAAGUUUUCCAAACUCUAGCUAAUAAUUUUGGACUGUUUGCGCCAUUUACCUUUUUCGGACUCUGUUGUGUAGUUAUUUUGAUAUUUUCGUACACGUGUGUACCCGAAACUAAAGGAAAAACACUCGAAGAGAUUCAGCAAAUGUUAAGGAGGACCAAAUAAUGAAUACCAUGUGAAGUUGUAGUUACUAUCUUUCUACCUAAAAGCAUAAGGUUCUUGCAAUAGUGCAUUAUGUGCCACGUGACAUGAACAAGUCUAUGAAAUAAAUGGCGUUUUUAUAGGAUGAAUCCGGUGAUGCCGAAUUCCCUCCCGCAGAUAGUUUUGGUUAAAAUACAGAUAGUCAAAUUCCCUCCCGGGUAUUAGCCG